AUGCCAUGGCCCAGACUGCAUGUUGAUUGCGCAGGUCCACUUAAGGGUUCAUAUUACCUUGUUGUAGUGAACAGUUUUUCAAAGUGGCCUGAAGUGCAUAAGUGUAAAAAGACAGUAAGUCUUUUACACGAAUUUUUCGCCAGAUAUGGUAUUCCUGAAACCAUUGAGUCUGAUAAUGGGACUCAAUUUACUUCAGACGAGUUCAGGAAAUUUUGUAAAAUGCUCGUUAUCGAACAUGUCACCACCCCGCCGUAUCAUUCUAGGUCAAACGGACAAGCGUUUUAUGACACUUUCAAGAGGGUCAUAAAAAAGGCAAACAAUGAAGAUAUGAAUGACCUUGCACUUCAACAAUUUCUAAGCGUGUACCGAGUAACACCUAAUGCAAACACUCCGUCUGGAAUGUCAAACGCAGAAUUGUUGUUUGCUAGAAAUCGUGCAAUACUUCUCUGGGGAUUUCAUUGCUCGUGA
This is a messenger RNA of Octopus sinensis (East Asian common octopus), 468 nucleotides long. RefSeq lists its product as uncharacterized. The coding region runs from base 1 to 468 and encodes 155 amino acids. The record is from RefSeq and is a predicted model, not a curated record. Gene Ontology annotation, biological process: DNA integration. Lineage: Eukaryota; Metazoa; Mollusca; Cephalopoda; Octopoda; Octopodidae. The transcript has a single exon. Gene Ontology annotation, molecular function: nucleic acid binding.